Lodderomyces theae is the source of this 3273-nucleotide messenger RNA. RefSeq lists its product as uncharacterized. Bases 1 to 3273 code for a protein of 1090 amino acids. The record is from RefSeq and is a predicted model, not a curated record. Gene Ontology annotation, molecular function: protein binding. The transcript has a single exon. Lineage: Eukaryota; Fungi; Ascomycota; Pichiomycetes; Serinales; Debaryomycetaceae.
AUGUCUCUACCUCCCCUACCAUUUAAAGUUAAGACCACCGUUUCAUGGCCAGGAGAGGAGUCAGGUGACUUGGGGUUUCUUGAAAAUGAAUUGAUUCAAGUAUUCUCCAUUGUUGAUGAGAGUUGGUGGAGUGGGAAGCUACGUCGAAAUGGAGCUGAGGGUAUUUUCCCUCGAGAAUAUGUUAGCAUAAUGGAAGAAGAAACAUCAAGAACUCCUCCUUCAGGAAUGGGUACCCCUACAAAAAAGAACCAGGCAAAUGGAAUCACCAAAUCAGGAGGGGCCCAAAUCCAAAAGCAAACUUCGAACCCCAUGUUGAAUUACAAACUGGGGGGAAUCUCAUCACCAUCAAGAUCAUCUUAUGAUAGAAUGAAUCAAAGCUUUGACGGAAUUCCUUCGUCGUUGAAAAAGUCUCCUCCUUAUGGACUCUCAGGACAUCAGAGUAAUGGAACACGCCAACAGCAAAUGCGAUCACAACGCGAUCGCGACAUGGAACUCGAGCAUUUCAGACGCUUGCAGCAACAGUUGAAGCAACAAGAACAACAACUCAAUAACUACAAGCUUCACAAGUCGACUCUGGAUAUAAACAGAAAUAUGAUGGCACAAGGCCCUAAUGAAAUGACUUAUUCACAACCAUAUCCAUAUGGUAAUUCACACAAGUCAAAUUCGUAUGCCGAUGUCAUGUCUGCUGACAUGGCGCAAAAGCGACAAUACAAAGAAACGUUGAUGCAACAGCAGCAGAAGAACAUACACUAUGGUAGUCAUUCGUCUUUACCUUUCACAUCUGGCGCCCCUUCUACCAAACCAGCAACUAGAUCAUCGCGGGAACAAGAUUUUGUAAAGGAGUAUGAGGAAAUCGCUAGGAAACGGGCAGAGUUGGAAUAUGGGUUGCAAAAGCUAAAGAGAAGUGAUAGAAGGGCACAAAAAUCCCCUAAAUCGAAUCCCAAAUAUCCCAAUUCUUCCAGAACUAAGGACGAGCAUUCCAUUGAUUCAUAUGACUCCAUUGAGGAGCGUCAAAGACAAUCUCGCGAUGACUUGAGCAAGAAAAUGUCAAGCUGUGUAACCGAUGAGGACGAUGAUUUGGACCGCGGUGUUGAGGCAGGCAACCCAUUAAUCAAUUAUGUCAAUUCCAGUAAUCACGUGAACAGAGAUGGCAAUGAGUCCCCACCGCCUCCUCCACCUCCAAAGCACUCUGCUUAUUCUAAAUCUCAAUUUUCUGAAAGAGACUUGCAUCAAAUGGGCUCCAAACAGCAAAUGAGAAUUCCUUUCAACGGUGGUGACUUUCAAGCGUCAAAUCAUCAGGAUGUCGCGUGUAUUAACAAUGACGAUGACUAUUAUCGCUUGUAUAUGCAACACGAGGAAUUGAAAAACUCCAUCAAGUCGUUACAAAGUGAUGUGAUGAACUUGUCGGAGUUGAGUGCGACUAGUGCCGGCUCAUUCAUGAGACACAAGUAUGAAAGAGACUUGCAGGAAAGUCAGUCACGCAUGAAGGGGAUGAAUAUAGAGGAGGAUGUUUAUGAUACGUCAAUGGUUCACGACUUGGAUGACGAGGACUUUGGAUCAGAGUCUAAAUCAGACGUCAUGAGUGCGGUAUUUGAAGACAAGAGAAAGACAAAUGGAAAUAUUUUCAAAAAGUUGUUGAAAAGAUCAACACAAGAUCAAUUGAACCCUAUUGAGCAGAGAUUGCAACGGCAGGAUGAAAUCGAUUUGGUCAGUUACAAGAUGGAUCUUAAUAGAAUGAACUCGUUAACUUCAAAGGAAAAGCAAGGUAGAACCAAGCGAGUUGUCAAGAGUGAAGCCAAUCUAGUUGUUAAGCCAUUGGACUAUAUAUCAGAGAUAAACACCAAUGAAACAACUGGAUAUAGCCAAGGAAAUGAUGGUUUAGUUACUGAUGAUGAUAACAACGACUACAUUGACUUGUCAACAAUUCCUUACUCCAAAAUUGAAGCAUUCAUUGCAAAUUAUGGUAUUCGUUACGAUUUGAAUGAAUUCAUAUCGGACGUUUCUGUCAAAUUUCAUAGUUUUGAAUUAGCCAAGAUUCGAUGCGUCUUGCUGCACUUGUGCAAAUUUCAUAUAAUUGAGGAGGAACCUGGAAGUGGAGAAGAUCAUGCUUCGACUGGGAUUUCUCAAGUUAAGCCGAAAUUGAAGGAAGUGCAACUUAAGGGAGAAGCAUCAAUCUUUCAAAUCAACUAUAUUUUCAAAAAGAUUCUUGAUGCAUUAAGAAUACCUUGUGAGAUUGUCUUGGGUUUUUGGAAGAAGCCGAAUGAGUUCUAUCACAAUGAACAGUACGUCAUCAAUCACUGUUGGUUGUCAGUGCUAGUAGAGGACAGAUUCCGUUUGAUUGACAUAUACAACUUCAAAACCCCUUCAAUUAGUAAUUUACAAGAUGUUAAUUACAAUGAGUUUUACUUUCUUGCACAACCGUUAAGCUUGGUGUCAACUCACAUUCCCUCAAUAAUCGAUUUGCAACAUGUCACCCCGCCAAUUGACCCAAGUAUUGCAUUUUAUUUACCACGCACAUAUUCUGGAUUCUAUGCUAAUGAUUUAUCGUUCCACAAUUUCAACAAUGCCUUGACAAGAUUAAAAGAUUUGGAAAUAUUUGAAUUGGAGUUGUAUGUGCCAACCGACGUGGAGUUGUUCACUUUGGUCAAGACAUCAAAGAUUACCACAAACGAUCUAAGUUUGUGUCAAAUCAAGUGGGUUAAUCAUAGGCGUAUGGCCAAAGUAAAAGCCAUCCUCCCCAAAAAUGAAUCUAUUGGGGUGUUGCAAAUAUUUGCCGGAUCUAAAGGAUUACAAAAGCAUUUCGACAAUAUACACCAGCUCGCAAUAGUGAUUCCGUUGACGCAUCAAGGCACAAACAGGCAAACCAAAUUUGUUCAACGCUUCCCCACGGUACAAAGCCAAUUGAACGAUUUAUACAUUGUUAAACCACAAGCCAACAAGUUAUUGUUGAAAGACACGUACACGUUUCAAAUUGAGCAGUAUCCAAGUCAAGGUUUGCGUUAUGCAGGUAAAUUGGCAACGUUACCAGAUUUCAAAGUUGUAAUUGAGUCUCCACUGGGGAAAUAUUUCAAACUUACCCGCGAUGAGGGUGAUGAAGCCGAGCACGGUGGAGAUGGAAGAAUUACUGAUUCUGUCCAUAAACCAUUCGGAACUUUUUCAUCGAAUAUCAAGUGUCUGGAGCUUGGUGUCUAUCGGGGGUUGGUUAUUGGCGAUAAUGGAAGUAGUUGGUAUGUGUUUGCCCAGUGGGAGAGUGUUCAAAGUUUAGGAAUGUAA